Bicyclus anynana (squinting bush brown) is the source of this 8036-nucleotide messenger RNA. Its product is annotated as hypoxia-inducible factor 1-alpha. Lineage: Eukaryota; Metazoa; Arthropoda; Insecta; Lepidoptera; Nymphalidae. Gene Ontology annotation, molecular function: DNA-binding transcription factor activity, RNA polymerase II-specific; protein dimerization activity; RNA polymerase II transcription regulatory region sequence-specific DNA binding. The transcript is spliced from 12 exons. Gene Ontology annotation, biological process: cellular response to hypoxia; regulation of transcription by RNA polymerase II. The record is from RefSeq and is a predicted model, not a curated record. Gene Ontology annotation, cellular component: transcription regulator complex; nucleus; cytoplasm. The coding region runs from base 228 to 2795 and encodes 855 amino acids.
UAAUCAAAUCUGCUCUAUGGUUUUACCACUGUGCAAGUUCACGACAACAAAGUGUAUUUUGUUUGUGUAGUGCAUCUAUAAAAUGACCUAAAUUGUGAUUUGUGAAAUAAAAUUGUGACUGUUAACAGAACAAAUCCAUAUUAAAAAUCGUUAAAAGCGAUAUGUUACUCUCCUUAGCAGUGUUCUAAGAUUGUGCCCAUAUCGCGAAGUUUCAUAAUAGUGACAUUAUGUUAAAAUCAGAAAUGGCCCCAAAGCCCACAAGUCAAAAAAGAAGGAACAAUGAGAAACGCAAAGAGAAAUCCCGCGUCGCCGCCCGGUGCCGCCGCACCAAAGAGAUGCAGAUCUUCUCCGAGCUGACUGCGGCGCUGCCUGCCAAGAAGGAGGAGGUGGAACAGUUGGAUAAGGCCUCUGUCAUGCGCCUCGCGAUCUCAUACCUUCGAGUGCGAGACGUCGUGUCCAUGUUGCCCGAGGACAAAGAAGCGCCGAAACUGCAAAGCCCUAAAGGCUUAGAGGAGGUGCAGUCAGAGCUGUCAUACAUGAACGCUCUGGACGGGUUCGUCCUUGUGUUGUCACAGCAAGGCGACAUCGUCUAUUGCAGCGAGAAUAUUUCAGAGCAUCUCGGAGUUUCACAGUUGGAGAUAAUGGGGCAAAGCGUGUUCGAAUUCAGCCAUCCGUGCGAUCACGACGAGAUCCGCGAGUCCUUACGCUCCGGGAACGACGGCAAACGAGACCUGCUGCUGCGUCUCAAGUGCACGCUCACUAGCAAAGGGAGGAACGUGCAUCUCAAGUCUGCUUCCUACAAGGUGAUCCACAUGACUGGCCACAUGUUAACGCCAAGCGAAGAUAAAACCAACGAUCAGGACACCAACUCCGAGUCUGAAGAAGAUAAGAAAGAAGACAAGAAAUGCAGUAACACGGGUGCAUUGGUGGCAGUGGGCCGGCCGAUACCGCAUCCCUCCAACAUCGAGACACCGCUCAACAGCAUGACUUUCCUCACCAAACACAGCUUGGACAUGAAGUUUACUUACACUGACGAAGGGUUGUUAAACAGCCUUGGAUUCGAAUUCGACGACUUGGUUGGUCGUUCGUUGUACGACUACCACCACGCGGCGGACUGCGCUGCUUUGGCGCAACAAUUCAAAUCAUUGUUCUCAAAAGGACAAUGCGAGACGGGGCAGUAUCGCUUCCUCGCGAAGUCUGGCGGCUACGCCUGGGUCCAGAGCCAGGCGACUGUCAUCACCGACAAACAACAGAAGCCGAUCAGCGUGAUAUGCGUCAACUACGUCAUCAGCGGUAUCGAGUACAAAGAUGAGGUGUUUGCUGCACACCAGGUGCAGCACGCAGAUCUGAAGCCGGUAGUGGCAAAGAUAGCGCCAGCACCCGCCAUUCCACAAAUCUGUGUAGCCUCUGACGCACCAAACGGCGCCAUCGUGGGCAUAGUAGUCCCAGAGGAGGAACGCCCCAUACCUGUUACAGAGCAAAUAUUUGUGCCCAGAGAGAAAGAGAUGAACAAAGGAUUUCUCACGUUUUCUGGCAACGACGGACUUACAAUGCUUAAGGAAGAGCCGGAUGAUCUGACACAUUUAGCGCCAACGGCUGGUGACACUUGUAUUCCCCUGGAGAACAGUCCUUUUGAGUUGUUUGACGAUUUUAUGUUAAACGACAACUACUGUAGCUUACUUGGCGAUGAUCUGGCUAAUGGAUCUCCUGUAGACUCUUUGAUUGCCGACUCUUUACUGUCAUCGCCUGACCCACAGGAAACCGAAUCAUCGUGCGAACAGUCUUCACUGUUAACGGAACUUUCGUUGGAUGCGUUCGACAGUAACCGAUCAGAUAAUGACAUCGACGAUGGAAAUUCACCGUUCAUCCCUACCACCGAUCAGCUUCCAUUACUGGAACCGGCGGUUAUGUGGGGGGUGCUUCCGGACAGUGUCAGCCAAGCGAAGCCGCAGCCGUCGGAAGUGCAAACUUCGUCACCAGCACUGCAGCGUCUUCUGGCAGCAACCCCUACGGGUCCACCUCCGCAAGACCUUAUAACAAAUAUUUAUUCAGAUCCAAGUCUCAUGCCGAGCAGAAGUAUAUCUUCAUGGGACACAGGCGUAAAGAGACUGAUGAAGCAGGAAGAGGAGCCCACUGCGAAGCGUGUGAAGCGUAGUCCCUCCCCAGCAGUGCCGGCUGCCAGUACGCAGUCCUCGAGCGUCCUCAUGAACCUCCUGGACAAAGAACAGCAAGCGAAGAAACAGAACCGUCAGCAACUGCGCAACAACAACAACUAUCAAACAUUCGCCAACAUCAACAACAAGAACAUCCCGAUCCCUGUCAUCAACAUCAUACAAUCGACGCCGAACAACAUGAUGCGUGCCAAUACACCAAUACCUAGCGGCAAUAUUAUACGCACAGUAAUAAGCCCUAUGUCUCCACUCAGUUUAAAUAUAGGAAGUCCAAUGUAUUCAAUACCGCCGAGCCCCAAGACACCGUCUUACAGUCCCGCAUUGAGUCCGGCGCAAAAGGAUCGCGUGUUAAGCCCCUAUUCCACUCCCCAAUCCUUGUCACCAGCUGGCAGUUACCAAAUGUACAGCCCGGGUAGACUUCUCUCACCAUCCGGAGUCAUGCAAGGCUAUGAUCCAUACCUCAAUAACAAGAUGCAGUCGAGUCCCAGCUUCCCAAUGCAGGCGACGGAGAUGAUCCUCGACUCAAACAUACCGCUGACUUCCACUGACUUCUGGGGUGAUUCGGAAAUGCUGCAAGACACAAGCGACUUGCUCACAGCAUUUGAUGAUGUUAAAUUAGGCUAAGCAUUUCGAAUGGGUGUACGAUUGAAGAGUGAUUUCUCGUUUCCGUUGGGUGAUUGUGGGAGGAUUUGAAUACUGUAUUAGUAUUUCCGAUGAAAUUCUCGCAUCUUAAUAUGUUAGGAAUUCAUAGAACUCUAUUUUAUUCACAACUUCGCACAAACAUUCCAAUAUGAGUGGCAAGUGGUUAAGCCUAAGGUCUUUCCUUUAUAAACUUUAGACGCAUUAUUUAAUUUCACGGAAUACAUAAUUUUCAUUCAUUUGAGCACAAAUUCUACUAAAUUUAAUACCUUUUACCUAACUCAAAGGAAGAUUGAAUAUAUUAUUAUGUAUUUUAUUGGCAAGGCUUUCCAUAGUGGACUUUCUUAAGGUUCUUCUUCUGUUAACUAGCACGAAGUGCUAACAAAAACAAUUAAAACUCAACCAACAAAAAGUCCUAGCUGACUUCGCCAUGUGCCACUACGUGGAAAAAGAUUUCAAGCGUUUCUGUUCAAAAGGAAUCACUCGAACGAAUGCAGGGUCAAAAAUUAAACAAUCCAAAAGGAUUCCACGCUCUGUCCUCAUAGUUACCUUUGAAAGCCAACGUAUUUUAUGAUCGCAGCGCAAUCGACCUUUAUUAUUUUUUUAAUAACAUAGAUCUGCUUCCACAUAUUGUAUCUUUAUAUAUAAGUAGUCAACUGAACGUAAGACGCGAAUAGUCCUUAUUGCCAGCAUACAAAAAAAAAAAUUGACACAAUGGCAAAUGUCAAAAAAGUUACAAAAUAUGGAGCUAGUUAGUGCUAAUUCGGUUACACACAAAACCUUCUUGUAAUAGAUCUAAAACUAUUGUCUUUAUUUUCCCUGAAGAUAUCAGUAUAUUGUUUUAUAUAUUUGUCAAUUUAGGUUAGGUUUGUGUAUAACCGAGUCAUGCGAUUGUUAACUUUUUUUGAUGAAUUUUAUAGAAUCUAGAUAUCUUAUUAGUGUAAGUAAAACUCACGCCACACCGCGAUUAAGCCUUAUUUUAGUAACUAUCGGACCGUAAGCUAAGCUAAAUCGUAAAGACGAAUAGUUGACGGAAUGAUGCUGAUAGCCGCACCCAAUCUGCGCUGAAAAACUCGCCUGUAGCUUGUCAAGCGGCAGUAAGCUAAGCUUUGUCGCUCUGUCGUCCUUGUCCAUCAAUAUGGACAGAUCUGAGACGUGUCUGUGUUAUGCUACCCAACUCAUUGGCAACCAUGCGUCCUAUCCGAACACACGUACGUAUCGCCAAGCGAUUUAGCGUUCCGGCACGAUGUCUUGUAGUAAUCGAAAGGGGUGUGGAUUUUUAUCCUCUUCCUAACAAGUAAGCCCGCUUCUAUCUUAGAUUGCAUCAUCAAUUAUCCAUCAGUUGAGAUUGUAGUCGAGGGCUAAAACUAAUUUAGCUUAGAUCGCAGUGUGGCUUGCGUUUAAGCAUAUAAAUCGAUUUUUGGUGUGGAAUCCUCGGUGAUAAAUUGAUGUGACUUAGCGUGAAAAAUGUCUUAAGAGUAUACAAGUAUGUUAUAUAUUAUACAUAUUAUUUUGUAUAUUAAUAAUGUAGGUAUGGGUGUAACUUAAGUGUAAGUGACUUUACAAUCACGGUUAAAUAUCUUUUUUGGCCGGAUAGAGAUGUUGAUUAUUUAUAACUAAUCUCGAAAGUGAAUGCAAUUUUGAUAAAAUUAUUAUUAAAAGGGCAUAAGCGUUUAAAUUUUUUGCAGGGGUACGUUUGGGUGAGUUCUAUCACUUAAUUGUGUAAUAGAUGUUUAUUCAAAUAAGUUAACUUAAUAAUAAACAUAAGACGUCAUAAUUUUCGGAAAUAUUUGAACGCUUAGAACUUUAACCGAUUUUAAUUUAGUUAUCACACCCCAUUAUUUCACAGAAAAGGAAAACUAAAUAAGUCACUUCCAUAUUAGUUACAAUUUAUAUAUUUUCACCAACAUUUUUUUAUUAUUGCAGUACUUCCUGAAUUUUGGCUUUAAGAAUUAUAAUUGUAAAACUAAAAUAUACACACAAAUGUUUGAAGAAAAAUAUAAAAUAUUAGUUUUUAUUAUUAUUAUUAAAAAUGUUAUUAUAAUUUAAAUUUAAUAUGUUAAGAAUUUGACUAUUUUAGUAUACGAUAUCAAAUGCAAAUGUUUAUUUUAUUGUAUUAUGAUCAAAAUUUAUUAUACUCAGCUAGAAGUAAGGAACUAAUUAUGCAACUUUUGCUUGGCCAAAUUAAUGAUCUAUAAUAGAGGGUAGAUGUGAGGAAAAUCAUCUCUGUACGAAAAAGUGUCCGUUAAAAUGUGUUAAAUUAAAAAGAUAAAAUGGAUGAGUGUUUAGAAUGUGAUCUGAAAUUGACCAUGUCCUUUAAUUACAGUUCUACCCUUUCUUAAUUAAAUGUCGAUCUCAAAAUACUUACACUUAAUUUACAUUUCCUAAAUUCGUACUUCGUGAUACUAAUUCUGGUUGAAUUUUGAAUUAUAUAAUCUUACAAGCAGAUGCUUUUUUUAGCAAAAUAACCUCACGAGAUGGGUUUCUUUACCUCUAACCUCCAAAGAAUCAUAUUCAGUUGUCUAAUGACAAAAAAAAAAUAUUUGACUAUUCUAAUAAGUAUAGUAUUCUAUUUUCGUUUGAAAGAGCGUUAGCAUAGCAGCUUAGAGUCCGUAUCUACGGUUACCUAUUUGGUAAACGGGUUCUAAUGUCACUCUAAAAAUAUAUCAAUGUGUUCGUCUGUUCUGUGUGCCUAGUGGGAGUUUUCAAUAUUUUCAUACUGUUACUAUCACGUUGACGUUUUCGCAAAUUUUAUAUGGAACUAGCGGAUGCCCGCGUCUUCGUCCGCGUGAAACUCGAUGUAAACUUUCAACUACCCCUACCCUACCCCUACCCUACCCAUACCCUACUCCUACCCUACCCCUACUCUACCCCUACCCUACCCUACCCCUACCCUACCUACCCUACCCCUACCCCGUUUUCUAAUUAUUAUUAAUAUGAACUUUAUACAAUAACAAUAAAGCUCAAAUUGACUACGUUUUAGUUAAAAAACAUUUGUAUGGGAAAAAGAAAAGGGCUAUUUUUAUGGUUUUUCCGGCAAUUAUUCGAAUUUUGCUCGCUGUAAAAACUAUCCUAGAACUUCAACGAACAAUUUAAAAAAAAAAUUGACCAAAUUGGUCCAGGCGUUUAUGAGUUAUGCGCUUACCAACGCAUUUUGCGAUUCAUUUUUAUAUUAUAGAUUGAAACAGUUGUGCAGUAGUGCCACUAGAUGGCGCUGUUUCAAUUCCUUAGAAAUUCGCGUUUACGUUACGUGACGGUAACAGUAUCAAACCACUAGGCCCUCUGAUGUUCUUUUAGUUUACAAACACGCAUGUGCUGACAUUCAAAAUCAAACCGUCUUCCUGAAAUAGAAUAACUAUAACUAUGCGUGAGUUCUCGGUAGUAUAAGGGCCUACGCCAAUUGACGGCACGACACUGCAACGUGUUCUCAUGUAACGAACAUAAAUAAAAUUAUAAAUUUAUAGUAGGAAUGACAAAAAAUUGAAAUUUCACUGAGGAACUUUGAGGAUUUUUUUUUUUGAGUUUACUCUUUAAAAAUCGAUUUUUCAUAUGUAGCCCCCAGUAUGAAAAAAAUGUGGGCAGUUAAAUUCGAUGAACGAAUGUCAGCGUUACUUUUUUUGUGCGCAACUUAGUCUGCGCACCUUCCACCGUAGACAUUAGAAAGACGAUCUGAAAGAGUAAACUCCAUUUGUGCGUCGGAGCUGACACACACUUUAUUUUUUGUAUUAUUCAUCAAUGAAAAAAGGUUUACCGUGCUGUGCCGCCAGUGUACGUCGGGCUUUAUAUGGUAUUAUCAAAAUCGUCUCUUGUGGGGUUAAUAUACAGAGGUACCUUAACUCGAAUAAAUGUACCUUAUAUUUAUUUCAGUUUAUCUCCAUGAAGAAUGAAACUGAUGAGAAACUAAAGGUGUUAUUCUGUAAGGCAAAGAUGUAAAAGAUGCAGUUUUUACCUGACCAAAAAUUUGACAGUGCUUAGAAUCCACAAACUAUUAAUUUUUUUGUUGGCAUGUUUCUUAAAUUAAUAGAAAAAAAUACUGUAACAGCGUAUCGUAUUUUAUUAAAUGUGUGGUUUGGUCCAGUAUAUUUUUUUUACAUUUUUUUCGAAAAAUACAUAAACUCGUACAAUUGAGAAUAGUAAAAUAACUCAUCUGCCCUAAAUAUGAAGGUUUAUAUUAAACUAACAUAAAGAACUUUCAUUUGUACAAACACUAAAUUUGAAUUUUUACCUGGCACCACCUCACAUUUAUCUAUGAAUGUAAGAUGUUAUUUUCAGAGCGAUGACUCUUCUUUCGUCAUAGACACACACAAGCAUAUGUAUAUGUAUGUGUUGAGUUGCCAGCAAAAAAAAGAAAUAUGACGCUAUAAAAUCGUUUAUGUCAUGUACACAAUCAAGUACAAUGUAUGUUUACUCGUCACACAAGAAUGACACGAACGUCAUUAUAUGCAAUUGUUUUUUUUAAUUAUUAUUAAAAUCUCGAUAGUUUAUGUACGUAACUACACGUAUAAAUUAGUUUUUAUUAAUACAUAAUAUUAGUUGGAUUUAAUUAGAUAUAUCUAUUAAUUAACAUUGUAGGUACACUUGUUUUCCUUGAAAAUUCAUUCAAUUUUUUGACAUUUUAAGAAAGUAAAAUAAGUAGGUAAAGUGCAAUUAGUAGAAUGUGGUGACAACGUUCUACGAACAUCACUUAUUGAACAACCUGGCGAGUUUUGUUAAAAAAAAUGAAAUUCAUUCGUGUACCCAAAUAGUGCCAGGAGCUCCAAUAUACAUUUCCCGAACUUGGCUGACAUACUUUUAAGUAUCGGUAUGGAACAAGAGUACUAUAGUUAAAAGUUUUUUUUUUUUAACUAGAAAAAUGCGUUAAAUAAGUUGAUAUAAAGUCCAAGUAUCGCGAAAAUGCAUUAUAAUUAAGUAACAUGUUUUUAAGUAUAAGUAAUAUAAUUAUUAUUUUAGUAUUUGUUUUAAAAUAAAAAUCAUACUGCCACUCUCCUUUCCCUUUACUUUAUAUUACUUAUUUGAAAGUUAAAAAUGUUUGUGUCUUGAAUGAAAGCCGCUGUGCCAUAGAUUACGUCUAUCUUCUCAACAAUUUUAAAAAAAUCUUGUAAAUUUACUAAUAUUGAGAAUAUAUUAAGUAUUUUUAUUUCUAUUCGGACAAAAAUGUGUGUUGUAAAUACAAUAUAAAUCAAAUUCUUUUAUAUAUUUUGAGAUUAAAUUUCUGUCUAUACCUAA